AUGCUUAAAUUAAAGAGGGAGUAUUUUAGAAAUUCAAUUCAAAAAUUGGCUAGAGAAGAAAUCUUUAAAAAGAAAAGAAUUGUUACAAGUAAUAACACAAAUUAUGAGAGUAAUCCAUUUAAUGAAAGUAAUGAAUUUAUUUUGAAUUGAAGAGUUGAAUUAAUUAUUUGAAUCAGAAUUAACCAUCUUAGAUAUUGCCCAUAAAUUAGAAUAAUUAUAUGAGGAGUACAAGUUAUUUCCUGAACGAAAUACCCUAGUACAACGACAUAAAUUAAAUUUAGGUUCUUUCUCAAAUUAAAAUAUUAAGUAUGAAGGUGGCUACAAUGAAAAUACAAGAACACAUAAAUGACUUCUAUAACUCUAUUAAAAGUAAUCAUUCUCUAUAAGUAAGACAAUAUAUUACCUGAAUUAAUUAAAUACUGUUCCCCAGUCUAUGCAGAUGAUGUAAACACAGUAGAGCUAACAAAUAAUAGUUUAUGGAUUUUGAUUAACUUAACACUUGCAGAUGAUUGUGUGAAUUAUCUAUUGGAUUAUGCUGAUUUCUUAGAAUAAAUCAACUUUCUAAUUAAAUCAAAAUAUGAAGUAAUUGUUCAUAGAGUUUUUGAAUUGAUAUUCAAUAUGACAGUAGAAGAAUAAGCAUGUGACAGAAUUCUAAUCCAUUCUAAUUUUGAUGAAGCAUUUUUACAUAGAUUAAAAAGAUAAAAUUCAGAAAUGAUUAUGAAUUUAGCAGCCUCAAUAAUCAAGAAUUUUUGUAAUAACUUUAGAAAUGAACAUUUGCAAAAGAUCUUAGAUUUUAUAUUCUAUUGUAUUAGAACUGAAAGUGUAAAUGGCUUAAGUUAUAUGAUUACAGAAGAAUAUUGUGCACAAUUUUUAACUAUCUAUAAAGGCCUUUGUAUCAAAUUAUUUACUCACCCCAAUCAUUCUAUAAAUUUUAUUAAUUACUUAUCAGCACAUUCAUCCAAUGAAGUUCUAGAUGUAUAUAAUAUAAUUUAUUAUAGUUAUUACUUGAUUAUCCCAUUGUGGAUGAAUUAAUCCGUAUUAAGAAUUCUAAUCAUUAGGUUAAAGUGUACUCUACAUUCUCCAAUCUAGCUACACAUUAACCAUUUCAUAAUGAAUUAAGAGUACUCUUCUAAGGAAUUUACGAAUAAUAUGAAAAAUCAGAUCUAAAAAUGAAAUUGGAAUUAGGUUAUUUUGUUUCUACAUAUAUUGUAAAUUGUGAUCCUACAUUUUAUGGAGAUUUAAUCAAUAAUGGAGUUAUUAAUUUAUUAGUUGAUUUCUUUAAAGAAAUCUAUGAUCCAAAAGCAGUUUAUUUAGCUUUAUAGGCUGUACUCCACUUAUUUAUUAAUGAAAAUUCAAAAUAAAUAUUUGAAAAACUGGGUGGAUUCAAACAUUUGGAAAAACUCAGAUAAAAUGACAAUAUUAUCGAAUUAGCAUCCAGAUUAAAUUGA
Paramecium pentaurelia is the source of this 1448-nucleotide messenger RNA. Lineage: Eukaryota; Ciliophora; Oligohymenophorea; Peniculida; Parameciidae. The record is from the annotation of a GenBank genome assembly.